Bathycoccus prasinos is the source of this 387-nucleotide messenger RNA. RefSeq lists its product with no specific name. The coding region runs from base 1 to 387 and encodes 128 amino acids. The record is from RefSeq and is a predicted model, not a curated record. Gene Ontology annotation, molecular function: translation initiation factor activity. Gene Ontology annotation, biological process: translational initiation. Lineage: Eukaryota; Viridiplantae; Chlorophyta; Mamiellophyceae; Mamiellales; Bathycoccaceae. The transcript has a single exon.
AUGAGGAGUCACCUGGCAGAUAAACCAGAGAUCGUCUUCAAGAAGGAAGAAAAAAGAACGAGCACGAAUAUCGACGAGUUUGCAUACGAAGACGAAAACAAUACUAAAAAAGAGCUGACGAAGAAGAAAGCGACGCCGCCAUCGCCAUCGAAGAAUGGUAAAGGCGUGCGCAUAAAAGUAGAAAGGCGAAAGAACAAAGUCGUUACAGUCGUGUCUGGUUUAGUAAACCCAACGAAAGAGCUGGUGACGAAACUGAAAAAGGUUUUGGGCGCGGGCGCUUCCCUCGACGCGGAUACGAAGGCGUGUAUUUUCCAGGGCACGCACGCCAACGCUCUCGAGGAUAUGAUUAAAGCGAUGGGGUAUAAAGACGUGAAAAUAGUCAAGUAG